GAGUUUAGACCAGUUGGGGCGUGUGAGCCCCAAGAGCUAAACUGGCUAAACUGGUCAAUUUUGCCAAGACUUUUCAGUUUUGAUCUCAGUCUAGGAUUUCAGUUUAGACCUCAGUUUAGACCUGUUUAGAGUACCGUGAAACCCCCUAUUGCUCGCUCGGAGGUAUCCGCAGACAUAGUCUAAGCGUUGCCGUUGCAAGAGAAUUGACUGUCCCCCGGCGAAGAGCCACCGUCCCCUAGUAUGAGGGCCGCUUCGCUCUCUCUCGUCGCACUUUUCGGUUCCGCAGCUUUUUCUCAUGUUGAGAGGGCAGGAGCCAAGGAAGGGGUACAUCGCCGCCAGUUAGAGGCCGAGGCGCGCCAUCGGGCCACCCGUAACUGCGCCCCUGCUAUCCGUGCAUUUCACCACAAACGUCGACAGGCUCGUAAUGUCGCUGAGGAGUUUUUGGGCCUGGAUGAACUUCCCGAUAAGGCCAUCGAUGAACCUCAUGAUAAAUCCGGGGGCAUUCACAACAAUACAUGCGUGCUCACACCUGAGACCACGGAAGGCCCAUACUAUGUGAGGAAUGAACUCGUUCGCCGAGAUAUUCGGCAAGGCCAGCCUGGUGUUCCUCUGACCCUAAACAUUGGCGUAUUGGAUAUUUCUACUUGCAAGCCUCUAUCCCGCGCAUUCGUGGAAAUUUGGCAUUCCAACUCUACAGGAUUCUAUUCUGGAUAUACUGGCUACACUCUUCCUUUUGAAGGCAAUGACACUACACCUCCCCCGAUUCCUACCGAUGACACAUUUCCUACUCCGCCAAUGACAGACGAGCUUAACUUCCUUCGCGGCGGAUGGCCGACAGACAAAGAGGGCGUCGUCGAGUUUCAAAGUAUCUACCCCGGCUUUUAUAACUCUCGAACCGUCCACAUCCACGCCGCCGUUCAAACAAAUUGGACGAAGGCAAGGAAUGGUACUAUUGAAUCGACUGCAGGGAAUUUGUUGCAUAUUGGCCAGAUUUAUUUCGACGACGCCGUUACUGAUAAGGUUGUUGUCACGAAGGCAUACUUGAAUACUACACGGCGACGCCUACAUAAUUCUGAGGAUAUACUCUUUCCGGAUCAGAACUCGGGUGGUUAUAAUGCGUUGGCCGAAACUUAUCAGCUUGGGGCCAAAAUUGAGGAAGGUAUCCUCACUUACAUCACUAUUGGUGUGGACCCUGCCGCGAGAUAUUCAUUCUCCAGCCCGAAUUAUUGGACCCCUGACUAAGUCAUCCUUGAAUGUUUUUGUUGAGUUGUAGGCAUUUCAAUAGUCCCAGUAAGAUAUCUGUUUUGCAUAGCUACGUUCUCGCUCAAGUUGCCAGAUCCGUGAAUCGCGAAACGCCCGGAUUUUGGCGGGAUGACAGGCACGAUUACGUUCCCGAUUGGGUUCUGAACUACCAGAUCCUUUGACACCCAAUCUAGCAUCGGUAUAAAUACACUACUUGUCACCUGCACCACACAUGCAUACAUGAGAGUUUACG
Cantharellus anzutake is the source of this 1495-nucleotide messenger RNA. RefSeq names its product Intradiol ring-cleavage dioxygenase. The transcript is spliced from 8 exons. Gene Ontology annotation, molecular function: ferric iron binding; oxidoreductase activity, acting on single donors with incorporation of molecular oxygen, incorporation of two atoms of oxygen. NCBI's taxonomy places the organism in Eukaryota, Fungi, Basidiomycota, Agaricomycetes, Cantharellales, Hydnaceae. The record is from RefSeq and is a predicted model, not a curated record. The coding region runs from base 241 to 1242 and encodes 333 amino acids.